AUGGACCUGCUGGGCCAGAGCGUCUUCGACUUUCUCAAGGGCAACGGGUUUGUGCCGUUUCCAAACAGCCAGAUCCAAAGCUUUGCUCGUCAGCUCUUCACGAUCUUGCACGAUCUGAAUCUGAUCCAUACCGAUCUCAAACCCGAAAAUAUCUUGCUGUGUGACGCCGGCUAUCAGACGUUCACCUAUAACCGCAAGAUACCCUCAUCGUCUACAACCAUCAACCGCCAGGCCACGCAGCGCCGAGUGCUCCUGGAUACGGAAAUCAGACUCAUCGACUUUGGAUCGGCCACCUUCCAAGACGAAUACCAUAGCUCGGUUGUGUCCACGCGCCAUUACCGCGCCCCCGAGAUCAUUCUUGGGCUGGGCUGGUCGUAUCCCUGCGACAUCUGGAGCAUCGGCUGCAUCCUGGUUGAGUUCUUCACCGGAGACGCUCUAUUCCAAACGCACGACAACCUGGAGCAUCUCGCUAUGAUGGAGGCCGUUGUCGGCCGCAGGAUUGACUCUCAUCUGGUGCAGGCAGUCAACAAGAUGUCGACCCGAAGUGGCGGGAACCCCGCGUCCAAGUAUGCAUCGGAAUCACCAUCGCCCACCGUCAAUGAUACUGACAACCUUUCAAGGUACUUCAAGCGGCUCAAGCUUGACUAUCCGACGCCAGACACCACUCGUGGUUCUCGGAGGUUUGUCAAAGACAUCAUCCCUUCGAACACGCCGUUCCUUAAAAAUUUCCUUGACUUGUUGGGCAAGAUUUUCGUUUACGACCCUGCUCACCGCAUCACCGCCAAAGAGGCUCUCAACCAUCCGUGGUUUAAGGAGAUGGCCCAUCCCGACGACGGAACCGAGGCGGCUAAGAUCAGGCUGGAGAGGAAACGCGCCGCCGAGCAUGAGCACCUGCGACACCCCCAGUAUGUUGGCUGA
This is a messenger RNA of Purpureocillium lilacinum, 918 nucleotides long. The record is from RefSeq and is a predicted model, not a curated record. NCBI's taxonomy places the organism in Eukaryota, Fungi, Ascomycota, Sordariomycetes, Hypocreales, Ophiocordycipitaceae.